AUGACGUACACGAGGGAGAAAUCUGACUCGAUUAAGAAUUCGAGAAAAUCUACCAUCUCUUCACAGCAGCGUGGGAAGAAUAAAGUCGACAUUCGAAAUCACAUCAUAAAUGAAUCAGCGACGAUCGGCGAAGAUCAGGAAAGUAGCGCGGCUCUAAACAGAUUUCUGGAUGAUGUUUUGAAAGCGCAGAAUGAUUUGAGGUGGAUAAACCACGCUAGCCCUCGUGUUAAUCAUAUAACUCAACUAGAUGAUUCACUGGCGCAUACAAACUGGCAUUCUACAGUAUCCGUCAACACAGAAAACGUCCUAGAGUCGACUGAUAUCGGUUAUAGAAGUAGGUUACGCGGCAAGAGAGGCUUCGAUCAGAAUUAUAAAAGGAUAUGGAUGCUGCAGAAGAAGAAAUACGGGGAAAGUACUCAGGAUGUUCCUCAGAGGGUCUAUCUGGAUAACGACAUGACAUUUAAGAGAGAGGCUGAUGACGUUGAUUUCAACAUUUUUUAUCGACCUCCUGACAUGUUAGAUAGAAGCGUCUACGAAGGAGAAGCGAUAGCCGAUCAGCCACUGAAAGAUUGGGGGAGAAAGAAGGAUCUCCAUUCCUCGGACGACUGGUCGAAUUCUAAUGAGAAUCUCAAAGUGACUAACGGCAAGAAUACAGGGCUUCGUGAUUACAACUCUGCUCCUGAAAGUCUCGCUAAUUCUGACUUGAAGGGUGAGAAAAAGCUGCGAAAUAUUAACGAUGACACGGAAAAUCAAUUAGAAAUCGUAUCGUUACACGAUCCAAUGCAUGCAGAUGAUUUUAGCGUUUUGCAGAAAUCUUUGAUUAUGAAGCGGAAAUCUCAAAAUAUGCCGCUGGAAUCUUUGAAGAAGAUUGUGUUAGAUUUAAAAAAUAAAUCUAGCUGGUGGGAUCAUCCAAGAGCGGUAGCUGAAAUAUUUGACUUGGAGAGAGAUCUUGAGCAACAUCCAUAUAAAGAGACAAUAUGGAGAAUUAAGAGAGCUAAAAAUAUAGACAGUGAAGCUGAAAGUGACCCGAGAAUUUCUCAAGAAGUGGAACUUCGAAAGUAUCUUGGAAAAGAAAAUUUGGGAGAAUUACAUGAUCGCGCUAAACGCAGUAGAAGAAGCUUCAACUCAGAUUUAAAUAAUCAGAAGGAUAUUCCUGAAAAUAAAAGCCAUCGGGAAGCUCAGAUAAUUAAAGACUCUCUUGGAAAUAUAACCGGGAUACAAAAAAUCAAAGGAGUACACUUGUAUUCUGAUUAUCUUAAUAACGAUGGAAGAAGUUUAACGAGGAUUUUAAAUAAGCUGAACAUUUCCGACUCGCAGUAUCCUUUAGACAAAGGGUCUUUCUUAAACAAUCGUUUUACUAAUUUAACGAUUACCUCACCGGUCCCUAACAAAGCAAACAUUUCUGAACUAAGAUAUCUUUCGGUUACAGAGCCUAACUUAAAUAAUUCUUCCGACAACAUUACAUCACUCUUUCUUGUAAAAAUCAAUCUUCAAACAUCAAAUUCACCAGAACAUAUCGCCGUAAAUGAAGUUCCAAAAAUAAAUUCGAAGAAACCUACUCAACAUUCUCUAACUGAAAAAAUAUCAAAAAAUAUUGAUAUUACAGCGGAGAACCACACCAUUUCGCUCGAUUUUGGAAAAGACUCUGCUACGUUAAGUACAUCCGUAAAUUCGAUACGUUUUUCAAUAAAUGGCGAUGCUGAUGACUCUCGAAAGUUGGCGAGAAAUAGGAAAAGCGACGAGGAAAAAUUAUCGGCGCGGAAAAAAUCGCGACUCGAUACAAAUGACGGACAAUCGAAGGACGCGAGAGAGAAGUUUCCCGAGGGAAAUACGUCGCGUGGCUUCGACACGGCAGCAAAUGAAUCGCGGAGAAUCCACGCCGAGACAAUCGCGGCUACAAAAAGAGAAGAGCUCGAGACGAGCAGGAUGCGGGAGGAAAACCGCGAGCUGAUACCUGGCGUGAUCAAGGUCUUUGAGUCUCGGGAACGUCCGUAUCAAGAGCAGGAGAUAGAGGCGAGAUUGUUGGGGCGAAUGAGAGAAGACGGGACGUUCGCGGAGCAGACGAGAACGAACGAUGCCGACGAGUCAACGGAUGCAAAUGUAAGGGAAGACUCUUCGAGCUCGAUUGAUCUCAUUAUCGAUGCGACAAUGAAACUGGAAGCUGCGAAUGUAUUCGCGUCCGAGAGCGGUGAAUCGAUAAUACCGAAAGAUCGACGCGAGGAUCUCGCUUCCAUGAUUGUAGACAACGAUUUGCGAAGGCAGCAACAGAUGGUUCCGUCUCUAAGUGCGACGAAUAGCAGCGCAAAUAAAUCGAAUGGAAAUUCGGAUACCGACAGAAUCGAUAUUCGUGUUGUCGGGUCAAACGGAAAUGAGACUAUGAAUGUAAAGGAGGGCACGCGAACUAUAACGGAGGCUCGCGAGUAUCACGAGCCUGAUAGCCAUUUACGGAGAAGAUUAUUAUGGAUUUUUACAGUUUCCGUCGACGCCGAAACUGAAGAUUCUUUGACAAAGAGCACAGAAUCAGUUCUUAAUUCCACAACUGAGAAUCAUAUCGAAAAUGUUAUGAAUGAGGAUCGGCAAAGUAAAAUAAUUAAUUCUGCAAAUUCUAGAAAAGUUUCAAUUAGAGUCAAACGCGACGAUAACGCUGAAGAAAAUUCUGCGUUGCAAAAUAAUUUUAAUUCUCAGAUGUCCGACGCAAAUCAUCAUGCCCGUUACAAACGAUCUACAUAUUCCUUUGAGAAUCUUGAAUCCAAUAAUGCAGCAGAGAAUGUAGAGGUUGGAAAAGAAGCGGCAGUAAAUCACGAUGAAAAAGAAGAAAAUAAUGAAGAGUAUGAAAAUGUCGAAAGAGUUAAAGAGGAUUAUAAUGACAGUGAAGAGGAUGUAAUGGAAGAUGAUGAUAGAGCAAUGGAAAGCGAAGGUUCAUCUAGGCAACGGAUCGAUCCUGUGAAGGCCAAAGUCGAUAUGCUAAUUAAGCAAAAGCUUGAAAAGAAGUAUAAAGACAAGGGUGGCGAUUACAGAAGAAAAAGACGUAGUAUGUUGGAUAUGAUCGAAUAUUACGAUUAUGAAGAUAAUGAAGAACAAGAGCGCGAUGCGCCAAUAAAAGAGCAGAAAAUUCGGAAUAAAAAUGAUAAACUUUUAAUCAAAGAUGAAACAUCGAAAGAGAUAAAACGUGCUGAUUUAGGAAAGAAGAAAAACGAGAACAUCGAGGCGAUGAUGAAGGAGAAACACAAGAAGGCAAAGUACAAAGAGCCAAAGGAACAAAUAGUCGUCGAUCUUGGCGAACGUAAGAAUAAGACUUUAAAAAAUGAGCAGAAAGACAAGAAGCCGUCCAGUGCAUCAAAAUCAAGUCUUAGAGAUGUAUUAAAUAAAGGAAGACAACUGUCGAUUGAGGAAAACUCGGGAAAGGUUCAUCAAAAUGAAGAUUUUACGAAUAAUAUUUAUCGAGGAGAAUCGACAGAUGCAAAAUCGAAAUGGUUGGACCAAUCAUUUGAGAACAAAAUGGCAUUGCCGAAGAAUUCAGAGAUGGCAUUAGACGAUAAUCAUAGAAAGCAAAUUAGUUUGAAUGAACCUUUAGAAAUCAUAUCAAAUGCACGUAUAGACACAAAUCCUGAUGUUAUCGAAAAUAUUUUGUUAGAUAUUCAGCCUAUCAAAAUCUUGGAGCAAAACAGAGAGUUAGAGGCCUGGAAAGAUUUUUAUGAAGAUUUUGAAAACGGACGACCGGAAGAUCAUUAUUAUUAUCAAGAAAAUGAUCAGAGACAUCCGAACAAUGUCGAGCCUCUGUACGAGGAAUUGAAGAACGUGUACGAUUGGCCUGACGGUGAAUUAAAGAGCGGACCCCGCCUCAGGGGUGAUCAAAGACUGCGCUAUGAAUCGGAUAAUAAACUCGACACGAAUUCCUCUCAAUUACAGCCAUUGAAUGAUAGAUUCUUCGGCUUGAAUCAAAACGACAAUGAACAAAAAAGAUACCAAUUGGCCGAUACAUCCUCGACAAGUUUGAAUAAUAUUGCGACGGACAAUUACAUCACACUUAAAGUAACGGAUGACAUGCUUAAAGGUGAUCUCGAACAAAGUGAUUCUACGAAAGAAAAUUCGCCAAAUAUAUUUUCCGUCACUACAUCUAUCGAAUCAAGUGUAUCUAAAAUUGUACAAGAUGAAGAAGGAAAUAAUCUGUCUCCCGAAAGAAAUGCAUUAAAACGGUCAAAGAUCAACGUAGAUUCCGGUUCUCCUUAUGAAAAUCAAAAAUACAUCGAGUCCGAGACGCGUAAAGUACUGAAACGAAAUCUGAAUCCGGAGAAACAAGCGGCGAUUAGUUCGCAAGACUUACACGAGUCAUUUGUAGAGUCUUUAGAUUGGCACGAUGAUUUGGACGAUAACGUAAAAGUCAGGUUUGGCAGAGGAUUGAAGGCCAUAGACGAAGCAUUAAUUUCCGACUCAAAUGAAACUCACGACUCAGAUAAUAAAUCAGGUGUAGCAAAUACAACGAAUAUAAAUUCUAAACUUUACAACUCCUCGCAUAUUUUUCGUCAUAAUUCAUCGAUCUCGCAUGAUUGGUAUAAUAACAAAACUGAGGACUUAAUCAAUAUAUUUAACGAUCAUCGUGAUGUAACCGAGGGGAGUGGUGAAAAGAAUCAAAGGCCAAUUUUAAUGAACACGAUUUACAUUGUGGAUGGCGAUAAGGACCUUGAAGCUGCCGAACAAAAAUACGUAAAUAAUCAAACAAGAGUGAGAAGGACAGCUGCUUCGUAUCGCACGUUUUAUGACGACGUGAACGAGAAUCAAGGCGAUUCUGAUGACGUGGAUAAAAGUCUAAGCGAUCGUUUCCAGCUUUCGAAUAUUCUCGAGGAUCAAUCCGAUGACGGGUACGCGGCCACAAAUUUGAAUAACGAUGUACAAUUCGAUCGAUACUCGCAGAUUCCUCGAACCGAUUCGAAAAAGAAGAAGAUUUCUGGGAAGAAAAAUAAAAAGAACAAGCAGCCCUCGGAGAAACAUGCAAAGAAGAAUAGUUCAAGUUCGUCUUCAAAUAGAAACAGAAGACAUCACACGCAUCGAUCCGACAUGUCGAGAGACGCUAAUCGAGACGAUUUGAAGCCAAAGAAGGAAAGCAAAAUUGAAGGGUCUUCUUUGAUCGGACGCACCAGAAUCCAGAAGAGCAAAACGGCCGAGCAAGAUCUGUUUCGUGCGGGAGUGAAUGAGGAGACACCAAGUGAAAAAGUGCUUUACGAGAACGCGGAGGAUCAGAGUACAGUGAAGCCGGAAGAAGGCAACGCACGGAGAAAGGAAAUUACGCUGCUUCUCACAGCCGACAACGUCGACGACGAGUCGCAGAUGGACAUCGCUCUUCAUGGCGAGCUAGCUGGAAAAAUCGUCGAGCAGAUAUUCGAACGGAUUCAAAAUAAUGAUCAAUUGAAAAAUGUCUUUGGUCCUGGACUUCAACGUAGUUAUAAAACUAAAGACAUGGUAUCAGCGAGUAAUAUUUAUCGGCAAGGAUUUGAUGAGGAUAAAACGAAUUACACAGAAACGAUGAUGAAGAGAGUUAAGGAGCUUCUUGGUAGAUUAAUUUUAAACGAAGUUCAGAGAAAAACGUGUGUUUCUUUAUCGCCGGAUAUGCGAGAAUUUUUAGGAUGGAUGCUGGAAGUGGAUCGAGAGGAGAAACCGUUGGAAGAAGUAUAUUCCAUAAUCCUCGAAUGUGUAUUAUAAUUAUAUCAUGUACCACCGUUGCCAUUGAUCCGUGAGGAAAUCAUCCCGGAAGAAGACUCGAGACGCAAAUUUUUAUUUGACAACAUUUCGGAGGCAGAGGAUAUUGGCGAUUUACAGAGAAAAGUGAAAGUAUUAGAUACUCUAGUAAAGGAAUAUAACGCUCUGACAGCAAAAGAGAAAACAAAGGUUCAAACAGUGCACGAUUAUUUGAUUCGUCAAUUAAAUUUACUUCUGGAACACAUCGAAGAGCGAGAAAAGAAAGGAAAGAUCGCGCCGGUAUCUAUUGGAGCAGUUAGAACUGGAACCGGAAAUAUUCUACAAUAUCAGAGCGCAAUGCCCAAUGUCACUAAUGCAAGCUCGAUGGCAAAAAAUGCAUUCUCUUUGCCAAUCGAUACGCGUAAUUUUUUUCAGUUCAACAACAUUGCACCCCAAGUGGCAGGUAGACAGCAUCGUGAUGGUCAUCAUAGAGAAACGCGCAGUCUGGAAGUUCCAUCGAAGCAACAUCGCAAAACAAAACGCCAAAAAUUUCGCAAUUAUAAGAAGAGCGAAAAUAACAGAGCAACGAAACGAAAGCACAGGAAGCAUCGCAAGCAUCAAAGUCGCGCAGGAUCAUCGCCGGGAUACAAGUCACGACAGAAGCGUGCGAGUCACGAAAGGAAGAAUUCUAUCUAUUUAGGUUACGAAGAGCCAACUAUUUACGAUUCGUUCGACCUCCUCGAUGCAAAAUUGACAGGGAAGAAGAAGAAGAGGAAACGGGAAUUGGCCGAUAAGAAAAACAUGACUACCGAAAAUGACAGGAUGCUCGAUUUGUUGCCAAUAAAGGGGAAGAAUCGCUUGGAGGACGAAGUGAUACUUCUCAACAAGCGGGAAGCUUGGAGGAAGCAGAACGAGAAACAACUGGAGGAGGUCGCCUUUGGUAAAAACAUGAGAAAUGGCACGAAGAGGGAGAAGAAACGAUUCGAGAAAUUGAUGGAAGGAGAUAAACAUAAGCUGGUUGACGAGACAAGUUUCAGAACGAAGCGGGAAGACAUCAUUCGCGGGACAUCAACUGUCAAGAGCACAGACCGUUUUGAUAAAUCUCAUUCGGUAUCCGUGGCCAGUAGUGACGAAUCAGGAAAAAUUUUGAAAACAGAUUACGAAAACAACGAUAAUGGAAAGACGAAGGAUGAGAAUAGGUUAAGAUUGGCUGAGCAUAAGAUCAAUGUUUUCACGGACAACAAAACCGAUGCUACAAUUGAUACAGCAACUACAGAAGUCAGCACGAGAGAAAAGUUAGUUAUAAACGCGGGAGCCAAUAACCAGGUUAAGGGAAAACUUUGCGCUAUAAAUCGCGAGACAAAAAUUGACAGGGCGAACGAAAGUACGACUUUCGUAAACUUGACGAGCGAUAGGAACAUUGGGGUCUCGAAGGAGCGACAGAAAGUUUCGGCACCGGAAAAAGAAGCGGAUGAUAACGCUGUAAAAUUAAAUCGAGCGACAAACUAUCGAAGCGAAGAAAUAGAUCCUGAAAUCGAGCUGAAAAAUCUGAGACAGGAACGAGAAAAAGGAAUUUACGGCGUCGCAGAUUGGAAGAUGAUCGACUUUUCUUACGAUGAUGAUGAUGAUAAUCUUUCCAGAAAUAAAUUAAGAGAAAAAUAUGUAACUAAGUUGGACGUACCGGGUGACCUAGAUCCCGAAAAUAAUUUGGAGCUUCCAAGAUUAAGAAAUAAUAAAUGGUCGAAUGACGUCGUCGAAUGGAAGCUGCUGCCAGUAAUAAAAAAUUCGCAUUAUGACGAUCGUGCCUUAUCACACCUUCGUUUAACAGAAGAGGAAAUACCUAUAUCAAACAACAUCAGAGAUGUCGAAAUUAAUCCAAAUGUUUAUUUAAAUAGCGACAAAUUUCAGCGAUUGAAACAUCGUAGAAGGCGAAAUGGUGUCUUUAAUAUUUCGCCUGUAUUAAGAAUAAUCGACGACGAUGAUAGUCUUGCGCGCAGAAUUCGUUCGAAAAUAAAACGAGCGUCUGAAAUAGCGGAGUUGAAAGAUUUACGAGUAGAUCCCAAAAUUUCUCUUAAAGCUAGAAAAUUCCCUCGACCGAGGAACAACAAAAGAUCGAACAGCGUUGCGGAAUUUGAAGUGCCUUUCAUAUUGAAAAAUUAUCGUAAGCUCCGUGAAAUAUCUAGCCAUGGCCCAGAGCUCGACGAUCGACUGAUCUACAACAAAGUCGACUUGCCGUAUCGAUAUUACGAUUACUCGCCGACCUUUCACUACGUUCCGAAUAUUCUUAGGAGCGACGCGUAUCGAUAUCCCACGGGAGCAUAUCUCGAGUAUCGCCCCUUUAAAGAGCAGAGUCGCGACUCGAAUCGACGAGUCGCGAGCCGGAAAAGAUUUCGCUUGAAAACCUCGGGAGAAGAAGUCGUCGAUUUUCCGGCGGAUAAUUUAGCGAGCAAGACCUCCAAGUUCAGUCCCGUGCGCGAAAAGUUUCUCGUGCAAACCGACGAACCGGCUCUCGCGAGUCGCAAAGAUUAUUUCGCGUUCAGCAAAACGAAAUUUGCACGGGAGACAAGGAGAGAUAACGACACAAAAUCGGGAGAGCAAGCGAAUCUUUCGAGCAAUAUAAGAAUUUAAUUUCGCGCGAAUAAUUAUUUUUUUUUGUAGCUAAAAAUGCGAUGUAAUGUGAUGUAAUAUGGGAAAAAAAUCGAACAAUUUGCAAAGUAGUGUGAUCAAUUCCGAGUGUGAAGAAGAAUAUUCGAAAUUAUAUCGCGUUAUACUGCGUCGCGCUUUCAGAUUGAAUCGCGAUGCGAUAAUUGCCAAUGAGCGUCUAAAUAAUUUCAUCGGAUAAAUCAGAUAAAUCGUCGAUGCGCGUUAUCGUAAUUGACACAUUCGCCGUAUCUACGCGCCAGACAAGCCUGUGAAACCUCGUAAAUCGUCCUAGCUCGGCCGGGAUGAACUCGGUGUCGUCGCGUGUUUGCAGUGCCGUUCGCAUUAAUCCAUCUAUGCGAAGACCACUACUGCAGUGCAGUUUAAUGGUACCUCCCAAUAAUUAGAUUAACAGAUUCUGUCAA
Camponotus floridanus (Florida carpenter ant) is the source of this 8738-nucleotide messenger RNA. RefSeq lists its product as uncharacterized. The transcript is spliced from 18 exons. NCBI's taxonomy places the organism in Eukaryota, Metazoa, Arthropoda, Insecta, Hymenoptera, Formicidae. The record is from RefSeq and is a predicted model, not a curated record.